AUGGCAGCCACGGCUCUAGGCAAGCGUCAACGUGGUGCAAUUGAAGCAGAAGCACUACCUGUCCGAACUUCGAGCAAGCGCCGAGUGCAAAAACCUCGCAUCCUCAAGCAAGAGGACCAGCCGCCUGUACCUUCCACACGUCAACUCCGGUCAAGGACAAGAAACAGCAGUUCGAUCGAGCAAGAGAAUGAUGGCAACGUCAAGAGUCCUCCGGCCGAGAACGGACGCUCGAAACACACCGUUCGGGAUGAGCAACCCAUAUCUCCCACUAAGAUAAAUGGUCAUUUCCGGACUUCCAAAUCAGUGAAUGAUGAAAACACAAAGCCUGUUGAAUUCAAGACCCCUUCAAAGUCCCGAUUUCGAGAUGCCCUGGAUUCUCCUCCAACUACCCCGAAGCACAGAGUACAGGUUGGAGGGGUGUCUUUAACUCCGCGCACCCCUCGACAAAUCUCAACCCCGACCACAACACAAACGGUAUACACCCAAGCCAGGCAGUUAUUCGCGCGUGGCGCAAACUCCCGUCGCUUAGUCGGCCGUGAUACAGAAAGGGAAAAGCUGGCUUCAUUUAUCGAAGAUGGCGUGCAAUUACGCGAAGGAAACUGCUUGUAUGUCAGUGGACCUCCGGGUACCGGGAAAAGUGCAUUGGUCGAGGAGGUGUGUCGUGAUAUGGACCUCAAAUCUGUCAAGGCCACACAUGUCAACUGCGCGAGCAUGCGGAGUGCGCGAGACGUAUACAGCAAAUUGAUCGAGGAUCUUUGCGACGACACCCAAGUUUUCAAAAAGAGCGAGGCAGAUCGAUUGAAGGCAAUGUUCAUUCCAGACGAGAAAACCGAUGAUUUUUUCUUGGUCACUCUCGAUGAAAUAGAUCAUCUUCUCACUUCAGAUGCUGAAGUCCUCCAGUCGUUGUUCGAGUGGUCGCUACACAGCAAGUCAAGCCUCAUGCUUAUCGGAAUUGCCAAUGCUCUCGACCUGACAGAUCGAUCCCUGCCACGUUUAAAGGCGAAGAACUUGAAGCCCCGUCUACUUCCAUUUCUACCAUACAAUGCUAGCCAAAUCGCAACUGUGAUCACAAAUCGUCUCCGGUCGUUACUCCCUUCCGACCAAGACGUGGAAGCUAAUUUUGUUCCGUUUAUCCAACCCGCGGCAAUACAGCUUUGUUCGAAAAAGGUAGCGUCGCAGACAGGUGAUUUACGAAAAGCCUUCGAGCUCGUCAAACGCGCCAUCGAUCUCAUCGAGCACGAGAUACUACAGAAAUUGGAGAAACAGAACGCAGAUCCGACAAGCCCUUCUAAAACCAUAUUGGUGGAGAACAACAAUCUUUCGUCUGCCAAAAAUCCAGCGUCGAAGCAGAAUUCUACGUCGACAUAUACAGCCGUGACCGCGCCACGAGCCAGUAUUGCACAUGUAGCACGAAUUACUUCGUCUGCCUUCGGACAAGGCACUGUUCAACGACUUCAGGGCAUUAAUCUUCAACAGAAAGCAGCCAUCUGUGCUUUGAUCGCUCUCGACAGAAAACGCCGCGAGGGUGAAGUGCCGGCUACGCCGUCAAAGACCAAAAAUUCGGCACCAACUAUCAAGCAAGUUUUUGACACCUACUGCGCCCUAUGUCGAAAUGACAAUAUCCUACAUCCUCUCACAGCCACCGAAUUCAAAGAUGUCGUCAGCAACUUGGAGACUAUGGGCCUAGUGGGUGAAUUUCUGGGUCGUGGUCGAGGAGGCACUGUUGCUGGUGGCUCAGAUAUAAGACGCACCCCCUCGAAGUCCAGUAAUGGACCAUUGACGCCGAGAAAAGGCAUGGAUGAACAGGGCCUUGUUUGCUUUGUUACACAGAAGGAGAUCGAGAGUCAAAUCGCAGGCCCAGGGGAAGGUAUCUUGAGAAGAUUGCUUCAGGGCCAAGGACUCUGA
Aspergillus wentii DTO 134E9 is the source of this 1905-nucleotide messenger RNA. RefSeq names its product AAA family ATPase CDC6. Gene Ontology annotation, cellular component: nucleus. The record is from RefSeq and is a predicted model, not a curated record. Gene Ontology annotation, biological process: mitotic DNA replication checkpoint signaling; cell division; DNA replication initiation. The transcript has 3 exons. Gene Ontology annotation, molecular function: DNA replication origin binding. NCBI's taxonomy places the organism in Eukaryota, Fungi, Ascomycota, Eurotiomycetes, Eurotiales, Aspergillaceae. Bases 1 to 1905 code for a protein of 634 amino acids.